Molecule: messenger RNA, 1071 nt
Organism: Galeopterus variegatus (Sunda flying lemur)
Lineage: Eukaryota; Metazoa; Chordata; Mammalia; Dermoptera; Cynocephalidae
Gene: PRSS57
Product: protease, serine, 57
Exons: 5
Coding region: 1-1071 (356 amino acids)
Biological process (GO): proteolysis
Molecular function (GO): serine-type endopeptidase activity
Source: RefSeq, a predicted model, not a curated record
AUGGCACUGGGGACAGGAGGCUGGGGCCUCUGGCUGCUCCCUGUGGUCGCCGUCCUGACGCUGCUCAUGAGGCCCCCUGGUGAGGACCCCCCCAAACCCCCUACCCAGUAUCCCCCAGGCAUCCCACCCAAGCCCUGUCAGACCCUGUACUGGGGCCCCCCCCAGGAACCUCCCAGGUACCUGAAGAACCCACGCACGGGCCCCCGCCUACUUAGCCCCCGAUGGCUGCCCCUCUCUGGGCCUCCACUGGGGAUGGGGGAGGGGGCCAGCUGGGGUCUUGGCCAGGCCCAGGUUCUGCAGGGCUCCUGGGGGGCCCGCAUCAUUGGGGGCCAUGAGGUGACCCCCCACUCCUGGCCCUACAUGGCAUCUGUGAGCUUCGAGGGCCAGCACCACUGCGGGGGCUUCCUGCUGCGAGCCCGCUGGGUGGUCUCUGCCGCCCACUGCUUCAGGGACAGAGACCCCCGCACGGGCCUGGUGGUGCUGGGGGCUCACACCCUGCAUACCUCAGAGCCCACGCGACAGGUGUUUAGCAUCGUGGCUGUCGUCACACACCCCAACUACCAGCCCAUGACCCACGCCAAUGAUAUCUGUCUGCUGCGGCUGAAUGGCUCUGCUGUCCUGGGUCCUGCCGUGGGGCUGCUGAGGCUUCCUCGGAGAAAUGCUAGGCCACCCAUGGCUGGGGCACGGUGCCAGGUGGCCGGCUGGGGCUUCAUGUCCAACUUUGAGGACCUGCCACCUGGGCUGAUGGAGGCUGAGGUCCGAGUGCUGGGCCUGGACACCUGCAACAGCUCCUGGAGGGGCCAGCUGAGCCCUGCCAUGCUGUGCACCCACAGUGGCGACCGCUGGAGGCAUGGCUUCUGCUCGGGGGACUCCGGGGGGCCCUUGGUGUGCAGGAGCAGGGCCCAUGGCCUUGUCUCCUUCUCCGGCCUCUGGUGUGGCGACCCCAAGACCCCCGAUGUGUACACACAGGUGUCUGCAUUUGUGGCCUGGAUCUGGGACGUGGUUCGGCGGGGCAGCCCACAGCCUGGCCCCCCACCCAGGACCACUGGGCCCUCCACAAGAGCUGCCUGA